This is a messenger RNA of Lolium perenne, 540 nucleotides long. Its product is annotated as F-box/kelch-repeat protein At1g57790-like. Gene Ontology annotation, molecular function: protein binding. The record is from RefSeq and is a predicted model, not a curated record. Lineage: Eukaryota; Viridiplantae; Streptophyta; Magnoliopsida; Poales; Poaceae.
AUGGAAGAUUGGUCCGAGCUUCCAGUCGACAUAAUGUGCGACGUGCUCAAGCUGCUCGAGUGCCCAUACCUCGUCCGGUCCGCCGCCGUCAGCACACUCUGGUACAACGCCUACUCCACGGCACGCCGCAUCGGCAUCUGCCUUGGCCACCAAACGCCGUGUCUACUCUACUGCACCGAGGCUGCCGGGCUCAAAGCUCUUGGCAUGUACAGCCUUUCCGAGCGAAAGGCCUACACCAUGCCGUUCCCUGAAUCCCCCAUCAUCAGGAACUGGGUCGGCUCGUCGCAUGGAUGGCUAGUCGCUACGGUUGAGAAGUCUGAGCUGAUGCUUCUCAACCCGAUCACGGGUGCCAUGAUUGCGCUACCUCCGGUGACAACCAUGGAGCAUGUUAAUCCUCUCCUAAACGACGACGGUGUUCUUGAACGGUAUGAGGUGUCUUACUAUGAUGGAGCACUUCCGAGGGUAGAGAAAGGGCGUAGCGCAUUUUCUUUGGACGAGUAUGGUGACCUGGUCUAUUCUAGGCGCAACUUUGUCGUGUGA